Erpetoichthys calabaricus (reedfish) is the source of this 3421-nucleotide messenger RNA. RefSeq lists its product as uncharacterized. Bases 378 to 2177 code for a protein of 599 amino acids. Lineage: Eukaryota; Metazoa; Chordata; Cladistia; Polypteriformes; Polypteridae. The transcript is spliced from 6 exons. The record is from RefSeq and is a predicted model, not a curated record.
CAAAUAGCACAGCAAUGGCUGUUAUUACAGAUAAAGAGUAAAUGGCAAAGACAUUUCCCGUGGCUUAGUGUGCUCUAACACAUCUGCUUUUCAAGUUGCCAUUUGCACCCUCACCCUUGGGGAGCUGUUUGGAUUCUUUGCUGCAUCACUGUUCUUGUAGCUUAUAACUCUGAGGGCGCUUUAAACUGUCAACUUGUUUCAGAUUAUUCUCUUCUCUUGCUUAAAGGACUUACCAUCUUAUUGGCUAUUCGUCAGAUCGUAAAGGGUGGCAAUUUGCAUAACCAGUUGAGAGGUUUUCACAAAUUACAGGCGCCGAAGCGCGGACCUACCACGAAACGUAACUGCUUUCGAAUAAGCUUUUAGAAAAUCAUACAAAAAUGAUUGAUGAAGAGGAAGAAAUUCUUAGUUGCCUGGAGAACCUUGAAAGUGAACAAUUUAAACGAUUCAAAGACCGAUUGCUUAAAAUUAACUUCGAAGGAUUCCAAAAUAUAUCCUCCUCUGAUUUGGAGAAUGCUGAUAAAAUAGAUACAAAGAAACAUUUAGUGAGUGUUUAUGGUAAGAAAGCAUUUGACGUUACUGUGAUGGUGUUAGAGAAAAUCAAACUGAGGGGAUAUGCCAGUGAACUAAGAGCAAAGAAAGAAGGGCAGAAGAGAACAGUUGACUUAGAGUAUAGUGUGAUACAAGAAAUCAAACGUCCAAAAUUACACAGCUCCUUUAAUAAGUCAUCUGAACUGGAUGAAUUGGAUGGACCUCUACCUGGUUUCAUCCCCAUUCUGCAACACUCACUUCAGCUGGACUGGAAAGGUGAAAUCAGCCUGGCAAAGAUGGAGGACUUUGCAGACAGGAACAGGGAGCAACUGAUCUGUAAGCUAAAAGUGAAAGAAAAAUUUGGAGGCUUUCAAAUAUUGGAAAAGAAACAACUCUUUAAAUUAAUGAAACUGAAAGACAGCUGGAUUUUAAAUUGGAAAAAAGCCAAAGAAGUUAGCAAAAAGUUGAGUAAAUCCGAACCAUUUCACUGGUCACUUGUGGAAGAACAGCUCUUUGAAAGGUAUUGUAAAACCAAAGGCAUUAAUAGGCAAGUCUCAUCAGAAAAUAAGAUGAUAAAUGGUGAGAAGAAAGAUCAAGGCCCCAGUGCAAUGGAGCAGAUUCUCAGAAAAAAAGAAGAUAUUAAAAGUGUUUUAGUAAGGAGACAAUGUAGUUUCUCAGAAGAUUCUUACUAUUAUGAUCGAACCAACUCAACCCAGGCCAAUGGGGCAGAUGACGAGUUGAUGCAUCUGAGUCUGAAUCUUGCCACUGAGGCAGAGGAGACAAAAACUAAGUUCCAGCAAAAUGAAGGUAGCUCUACCACAGUUAGUCUUAAUUUACUUUCAUGUAGAACACCACAAGUAGAAGAAGACAAUUUCAAGACUUCUGAUUCCUCCAUCCUCCUUUGUCAAGAAAAGAUUCUGUUGGAAAAAACAACUUCUGUGUGCCGGGAGAACAACACUGAUCACAAGUCCCAGAAUUACAAAGAACAUCUAAUGGAAGACUUAGAAACAAAAGGACAAGAUGCUUGUAAUGUUCUGCACAGGCACGGUAUGCACAAAGGUAUGUCUGCUUCAACUUUAAUGGUAGAAGAAAAGCAAAGUUGUAAAACAGACAAUAAAAAAGACAUGACUAAAGACAAAAUGCACGAGUAUGACUCAAAAGUGAAAGCCUUCGGAAAGUGGGUGGAAAAGGAAGUGAUUGAGUUAGCUGCUGGGGGAAAUCAAAGCAAAGAGGAGAGACAAAAAGAAAUCCUAUCCAACAUUCAAAUCAGAGAUACUUGGGAACACUCAACCUAUAAAUGUCUAACUGCCAAUAACUGCAUAUUAUACACUGAUCCAAAAGGUGCGCUCAAGCUAGUUCACCUGGAGAAUUCAAAACUGGAAUGCCUCACUAAAAGUGGAGAACCUCGUGAGGAUUUCAAGUUCAAAUGGCAGUACCACAUGUGGAUAUUUCAGGGGGUAAAGACAGAUAUUGUUUUCUCUGAGAGCGAAGAUAUUCAGUCCUACCCUUAUGAUGAAGAAUGGUUCAGAAACUUCCACAUCAAGUUUCCCAAGUUCUUAAAGGAAGAAGCCCUUCCAGCUAUUGCUUUGUACAAAGAGGCUCAACAAGAAAAAAUGUUCAGCUGCUUAGCAAAUGAUAACCAAGAAUGAAACAAGGAGUGACUGCUAUAAUGCUGUAGCAAUUUUAACUAGCAACACUUCUUUGUUUUCUUUGCCAUAUGCUUUGAGAGCCUAAGCACACUUUUUUGCCCUUUUUAAUUUUUUUCAUCCAUUAAAUACUUACCUUUCAGAUUCUAGUGCAUUUUUUGCUGCAUUUCUUGCAUUUUCUUAAUUUUAGUUGACCUUGUUUCCUUUGCCCUUCAUUUUUUUGCAGUUGCUAAAACCCUUUUAUUUUUACUUUUAUGCUUUACCAAAAUUAUUCCACCACCAUGUCACCAUGCCUAUAAGCAUAAACGUCAUCUUUUGUUUUAUGCAAGACAUUUAAUCUGCCAGCACCUCAUCAGCAAGAGUUGCCAGAACUUCAAUCUGCAGCACAUUCUCCCUUUUGGGAAACAAUGGUGUUUUAAAGUGGAAGUGUUUUAAGAGUGACAAAAUGCAGAAGCGCUUUAUGAAGGUGACCUGAGUGGGCUGAAGAACAUAUCGAUGGCAUUGGUGUUUGUUGGAAUGAAAAGAGUAGACCUAACCUCUAAAGAUGGAUCAAGAGAGUGGAAAGUAGAGCAAGAUCAUUCGAGAGGUGACUAGCCAAUUAGUUAAUGGCUAUUAAACUGCUGUAGAUGGAAAAAAGCCUCUGCAAAAGAAGAGCAACUUUGAAAAGAUCAAUUGUUUUUAUGUUCCCACUCAAGUCUUGGACAUGUUGACAGUUUGUAACCUGAAUACACACUUUUACACACUUAAAAAUACUUGUUCUUUAAUGGCAUUUUAUAGUUCUUUAUGGCAUGUGCUUCCUUGUAGAACCCUUACUUGAUAAAGCACCAUUUCAUUCUUUGAAGGGUUCUUUGCAUAUGAAGUUUGUUACUUGUGUAUUGAAAAAUGUCCGAAUAUGUAGAAAAAUAAACUAAAAAUAUUAAUAUAUGGUAGCAGAACACUAACAGAUUAAGAAAACCUGAACUGAGCUUGUGCUAUUGUAUGCAGCAAGAGUCAUUUAAAAAAUGACUUAUUGGUACAGUAUAUCACAAAUCUGUCACCAUCUAUUCACGGUUAUUUACUAUAUAGAGCCUGUUACAGAUCCAAAUGAAUAAAGUUUCUUUCUGGAACCUUAAUGUGGAUGGGUCUUUUGGUAACCAUAUAUGGUUCCCCUAUGGCUUCACUCUAAAGAAUCUCUCUGGCACCUUUAUUUUUUAAAAAGCAGACCGCAUUUUCUGGGCUUUUGUCUAACUAGCUUAAAACCUUUUUAG